AGUUUUGUGAUGAUAACAGUGUUUAUGUUCUUCAAAAUCGACUGCAAAGGCAGUUAUCUUCUGGUGUUUCUCUUAUCCAUACUUCAGGGCAUAUGUGGGAUGUGUUUCGGUCUAUUGGUGUCAGCCAUAGCCGAGAACACGAGGACAGCGCUCAUCAUAAUAGUGGGCUCUUUGAUGCCAUAUCUCAUUAUUUCGGGUAUUGUUUGGCCGCUCGAAGGCAUGGAUUCGUGGGUCCAAUGGGUGGCCACUCCUAUGCCGCAGACAUUACCGGUGAUUGCCUUAAGGAAUGUCAUAUUCAAGGGAUGGGGUCUUAAGCAGUUGGUCUCAGGAGUGACACAAACACCAGAAGAAUGUCUUCAGAAAGUGAUUCUACGAAAGUUUAUCCGAAAGACAGUUUUGAUAGAUUUGGCGAUGAUUUAUGUAAAGUCUUAUUGUCUUAUCUCUCAUUUGAAGACCGAUUCAGAUAUGAAUGUCUGUCCAAACAAUGGCAGCGAUUGGUAUUCACGACACAAACGGAUCUAA
This is a messenger RNA of Medioppia subpectinata, 522 nucleotides long. Lineage: Eukaryota; Metazoa; Arthropoda; Arachnida; Sarcoptiformes; Oppiidae. The record is from the annotation of a GenBank genome assembly.